AUAUAAAUUAUUAAAGUUUCUUUAUAUUUCUUAAAGACAUGGCAAAUUUGUAUGUGCUUUACGAACAUGCAGCUGGCUUUGCCUUGUUUUCAGUCAAGGAGUUUGAAGAAAUCUCUAUGUUUCUACCUCAGGUGGAAUCAUCGGUGACAGAUUUUGGAAAAUUUAAUUCGAUUGUGAAGCUGGCUGCUUUUACACCCUUUAAAACGGCGAUUGCAGCUUUAGAAAAUAUUAAUGCCAUAUCUGAGGGAAUUGUGCCGCAAGAUUUAUUGGUAUUUUUAGAUGAUUUCUUUGGCAAAUUAAAAAAGAAAAAAUGCCAGUUGGGUAUAGCGGAUGCCAAGCUCGGUGCUGCGAUAAGCGAAGCUAUUGGUGUGCAAUGCAGCCAUUUCGGUGUAGUGCCAGAGAUUAUACGUGGUAUACGUUUUCACUUUCAUAAAUUGGUUAAAGGCUUCACAGCUAUUUCAGCUGGUGUUGCUCAACUGGGUUUGGGUCAUAGUUACUCGCGAGCUAAAGUCAAGUUUAAUGUAAAUCGUUCAGAUAACAUGAUUAUACAAUCAAUUGCUUUGUUGGAUCAGCUUGAUAAGGAUGUCAAUACUUUUUCAAUGCGUAUACGUGAGUGGUAUUCUUAUCACUUCCCGGAAUUGGUUAAAAUAAUACCCGAAAAUUAUUUAUUCGCCAAGACGGCGAAGUUUAUUAAAGAUCGUAAAUCCUUAACUGAUGAUAAAUUGGAAGAAUUGGAAGAAAUUGUAAUGGAUUCAUCGAAAGCCAAGGCUAUUAUUGAUGCGGCGAAAAUGUCCAUGGGCAUGGAUAUUUCAAUUAUAGAUUUAAUGAACAUAGAAAUGUUUGCGGAGCGUGUUGUUAAAUUAUCUGAAUAUCGUCAGAAAUUGUCAACGUACUUGCACAACAAAAUGACUUCUGUAGCUCCUAAUUUGCAAUCGCUUAUUGGUGACCAAGUAGGUGCACGUUUAAUAUCGCACGCUGGUAGUUUGACAAAUUUGGCUAAGUAUCCCGCCUCCACGGUACAAAUUCUGGGAGCUGAAAAGGCUUUAUUCCGAGCUCUUAAAACACGUUCGAACACUCCAAAAUAUGGUUUAAUAUAUCACUCUUCGUUUAUUGGGCGUGCUGGUCUUAAGAAUAAGGGACGUAUAUCCCGGUUCCUGGCAAAUAAAUGUUCUAUUGCUUCGCGUAUCGAUUGCUUUCUGGAACAACCAACAUCGGUAUUUGGCGAAAGUCUGAAAGCACAAGUUGAAGAACGACUUAAGUUUUAUGAAACUGGUGAAAUUCCCCGAAAAAAUAUUGAAGUUAUGAAGGAAGCCAUACAGAGUGCUACUGGAACAGCUAUUACCGACGAAGCCACCAUCGAAGAUGCACAAACUCUGAAAAAGAAAAACAAAAAGAGGAAACGUAACCACGCAGAGGAAGAAGAAGAAGGAAACGAUGUCAGUGGUACAGUUGCUAAACAAAACGGUGCUAAUGAUGAGACCAUUUUGACCGAGGGACAGUCUAAUUCAAUAUUAGCUGCAAAUGGCGAUAGCGAUGAGCUACCAAAGAAGAAAAAGAAAAAGAAGAACAAAAAUAAAAAUAAGGAACAAAGUACAUAAAUUGCACGCGCAAUUUAACAUACCUGUAAGGUAAUUAGAAUCCUUCAAUAAUUUUCAUAUCCAUUGCCUGGAAAAAAUUUAUAUACAAAAUAUUGAUUUUACGGAGGACAAUAAUCUCCAUUUGCCGUCACAGAAUUACACCAGAAUUUCUACAACUUUAAAGCUUUCCAUAUAUUAAAUUAGAUAUUUUAUAAAUUUAUUUAAUAUAUUCACAAAAAAUAUGCCCGG
Messenger RNA from Glossina fuscipes, 1826 nucleotides. It is a transcript of the gene Nop56, whose product is annotated as nucleolar protein 56. Bases 39 to 1598 code for a protein of 519 amino acids. The record is from RefSeq and is a predicted model, not a curated record. Gene Ontology annotation, cellular component: box C/D methylation guide snoRNP complex; small-subunit processome. Gene Ontology annotation, molecular function: snoRNA binding. The transcript is spliced from 3 exons. Lineage: Eukaryota; Metazoa; Arthropoda; Insecta; Diptera; Glossinidae.